Drosophila bipectinata is the source of this 1326-nucleotide messenger RNA. RefSeq lists its product as uncharacterized. NCBI's taxonomy places the organism in Eukaryota, Metazoa, Arthropoda, Insecta, Diptera, Drosophilidae. The record is from RefSeq and is a predicted model, not a curated record.
GGAGACGCUGACGCCACCAAGACCGCACCAAGUGCUUAAGGAAUGGUAAACGUUACCAGGUAACGUCAGUUCAGGUAGAGCGCUCGAGUUGGUCGGUUGUCAGUCGCGCGUUGCCACCAAGAGAUCCGGAGCGGCAGUGGAAACAGAUCAGAUAUCAGAGGCUGGAACCGAUCCCGAAAGAUACGUUCCGUGUAACUCCCGUCGAUCGUGAAGUGUAGUGCCAAGACCCAAGAUACGUUCAACACAUAGAACACCCCAAGUGCCCAAGUACAGCCAAUAACCCAAGAAUCGGAGAAUCACCAUCCAUCCAGCCAACACACACAGCUUCAAAAUGGAAUACCGGUGCUUAAGUAGAAGUUCUGUCAAACACCUAACGGCUCUCUGCGUCAUCACCGCAUUCACCUGCGCCAACGCGGCUCUGUGGCCGAGCUACAGCAGCGACGAUGCGCCUAGCCGGUGCGCCGGGGGGCGUGGCCUGAAGUACCUGUCCGGCGACGCGCUCACGGACUCGCCCGACUGUCUGGGCCCCAACAAUGCGCCGUAUCCCAGUGCGGCCGUGGCGCGUACAUUCUCCAACUGGAACGGAAACUCGCGACGUGGCCGCCAGAGCAAAUUGCCUAGCACGCUGGACCCCGCCAUAACCACCAGUGCUCUGCUGAGGGCCUACGACGAGGUGAACAACGAGGCCGUCGGAAGCAGUCGCUACGGUCGCUCGCUGAAGAACGCCACGCCGGCGCACCAGUGCAAGAGUGAGACGCCGGCCCGGCUCUGCAAGACCCGCUACAACACCACGGCGCCCAUGUACGGCGUGAGUCUCACCUCCGGCCAGCCCGUGACCAUUGUCCAGAAGUUCCCCGAUCUUUUGCAGCAAGUGGUCUUCGAAGUGUGCGAAUCCUCCGAGUGCGAUGUGGUUCGGGGCGAGUGCACGCAGACCUAUGUUCCCUACCUGUUCCUGGUCAUCCCUCUUGGACCGGUGACGCUGACUGGACAGGAUUACGUGCUGGUGGAGAGCGGAUGCGUGUGCAAGCCGAAGUACUCGACAGGAGCUGCCCAGGAGCCCAAUAUGAUACCUUAGGAGUGGGGCGGGGCACUAACAAAAAACCCCCCACCCACCAGGAACACCAACAGCAACCAAAAGAACUGAGCGAGUUUUGGGUCGGAGCGGAGCUGCGCUGGCUGGCUAAAUUAAUGUGUACUUAAACGAGGAAUUAUUUUUUGUAGCGAAAUCAAUUUUGCAAUGUUAUUUAAUGUUUCCCCAUCUCUCAUACCCCUUUUCAUCCCCUCUCAGCUGUAUAAAAUUGAAAUGCAAUUUUGCUCAAAAAAUAA